This is a messenger RNA of Cantharellus anzutake, 2424 nucleotides long. RefSeq names its product L-lysine 6-monooxygenase (NADPH-requiring)-domain-containing protein. Gene Ontology annotation, biological process: intracellular iron ion homeostasis. The transcript is spliced from 4 exons. The record is from RefSeq and is a predicted model, not a curated record. Bases 337 to 2115 code for a protein of 592 amino acids. NCBI's taxonomy places the organism in Eukaryota, Fungi, Basidiomycota, Agaricomycetes, Cantharellales, Hydnaceae.
UCCGCGGAAGAUACUUUUAGAGGACAUCUUGCACAGAUCACGAAAACUGCUACGGAAUAGCGGGAAUAUUCCUCACGUUGAUCUUUCUCUCUGAGACAUGACGGAUACUGAAUGUCAUGGGCAUAUUUCCGAUCUGGUCUGCGUAGGGUUCGGCCCCGCCGCCCUGGCUCUUGCAAUAGCUUUCCUUGAAAAGAAACGCGCAUAUAUCGUAUGUGAAGUGCACUCUUACACAUCAUACACACUCCAAAGUCCAAGCAUUAGGCACGAGGAAAACCGCUACCCCUAGACACCAUAACAUUCAUAGAAAAAAGCUCGUCAUUUCAGUGGCAUCCGGGCAUGCUCCUGCCAGGCGCAAGCAUGCAAAUCAGCUUCCUAAAAGAUCUAGCCAUGCUACGAUCGCCAACCUCUUCAUACACUUUCCUCUCCUACCUUCACGAACACAAUCGCCUCGUCACAUUCAUUAACCGAGGCUCUUUCAUCCCCAGUCGACGUGAAUAUUCCGACUAUCUGAUAUGGGCUGCGGAAAAAGUUGCCCGCGAGCCCGGUGUAUCGGUUCAUUACGGCGAGAGGGUCCUGAGCAUUCAAAGCGAUGGCCUAGUCGUCUCAGUAACCUCGCUUUCCGAAAGUGGACACCCCGUAAAACGCGUCCGGAGAGGAAAGCAUCUUGUUAUCGCGCCCGGAGGAACACCGAGAGUACCUCCCUCGCUAUCUGCGCUUGCUGUCAGAGCUCCCAGUCGAAUUAUCCACACCUCAGUAUAUGCGCACCGCAUCGACGGCAUUAUGCAUGAUAUCCUCAGUGGCAUCAUCUUCAAACGCCCCUCAACUACGACUGGGAGUGGGAGUACCAAUUUCCGACCAGUCCGUAUCGCUGUCGUUGGAAGCGGUCAGAGCGCAGCCGAAGUCCUCCUCGACAUCCAAGCCCGUUUGAGCGCCUUCCCUCCACCUGUCCCUAGCUCCGAGCACUCAGUUCCAUCCAGUCAUUCCGUCGAUCUCAUCAUUCACCGAGGAAGUCUCAAACCAUCGGACGAUUCUCCAUUCGCAAACGAAAUCUUCGACCCCGCUUCGACGGAUUUUUUCUUUAGUCUUAACAGCAAAGAAGCUAGAUCAGAGGUAAAGCGAGAGUAUGAAAAUACGAAUUAUGGUGUCGUCAAUCCCAACACCCUGGCCAAGAUUUAUGAGCGUAUAUACGACCAAAAAGUCGAAGACGGAGCACAUGCCCGAGGCGCACCUUCCGAUGCACUGAAAACCCCUCGGAUUAACAUUCUCAGAUAUCGAACCAUAGCCGCAGCCACUCAAUAUUGCACGUCGGACUCCUCAUCCGACGUGGCCCCGAUCGCAAACCGAGCUUCUUCGCAUUCGCACGGAUCACUCACGCUUACGCUCCAGCACGUAUUGGGUUCGGAUCCACUCUUCGAAACACGCUCCUACGACGCCAUUAUCAUCGGAACGGGAUACGAAAGGCAUUCAUGGAUCAAUUUGCUCGACUAUAAAGACUUUGGACAUGUAUUCGGGUUGACAAACCCGGUGUCUAAUGGUGGUUCGGAGAUCGUUCAGAAGGAUGAACCUUCCCCCGACAGUCAACUAGGAACACAUGCGCCUCUGCUUGUUACACCACCGUGGACUGCUACGGAGUCAACUGCAGUCUCCGUUUCGAGACCAUCAUCUGCUCAGGGGUCGGUUGUAUCUGUAACGCAUGGCACGUUGUUGUAUCCAGGUGAAACCAUCGAGACGAGGUCCGAACCAAUCCAGCCACCGAUGGAGCAAGGGGAGAUCCAUCAAUCAAAGGACCAACUUUUCACUGAUUCCAUCGAUGAAAUGAGUGCUGCCACGGAGCCUGCCGAAGACGUGACAGCAAUUGAGUCACCAUUAGACAAGAUCCGAAUUAGCCGGGCGUAUCGCUUGCUACCUGUCGAGGAGGAUUUGGUUGGGGAUACACGAAGGAACUUCCUUCCAAGGAUUUACAUCCAAGGUAUCGCGGAGGAAACGCAUGGUAUGAGCGAAACGCUUCUCAGUAUCCUCAGCGUGAGAAGUGAAGAGGUCGUGAAUGAUCUCUUUGAGGGCGUCGUGCGAGACUGCAUCUUUACGAAACCGAACGAUGAACCGGCGACAUCAUAGAGCAGCGCAUCAGAGGGGUGGGACAUUGCCACGUUCUGAUUUUACAGCGCGAGAUACGGGGAAAAUGAUGUUAGGUAUUAAUAUGUACAUGAAUAUUGCAGUGGGUCUGUGUCAGUUUGUGGUUUGGGGCAAUGUGCUCGGAGACAUCGAUGGAGAGAACGGGACUUGUGUCAUAGCUUCGAAGUAGUGUCAACGGCACUUAACAGAGAGAUGUCUAAAAUAUUCUGUAGAUCCAGGACAGCCUGCUUGGUCUCCCCGAUGGGAACAAGUAUUGUUUUCAUUCCAAGUGUACGGGCAGCCUUGAGGUUU